This is a messenger RNA of Tetranychus urticae (two-spotted spider mite), 2833 nucleotides long. NCBI's taxonomy places the organism in Eukaryota, Metazoa, Arthropoda, Arachnida, Trombidiformes, Tetranychidae. The record is from RefSeq and is a predicted model, not a curated record.
UUCAACGUCAACCUGUUAACUCGCUCUAUUUAUACACUGGAUUAUGUAAUAAACCUUAUGUCAUACAUUUCAAAAUCAUUUCAAUUCAUUGGAUCAGCAGUUGAUAAAAUCAUUGUUUCAUCACUUCAAUCAUUUCCCGUCAUCUGCCAUCUGUAAUCUUUCAAGAAAAAAACGGGUUCUCUUAUCAUUUUGGUAACUUGGUACGGUCCUCGUGAUCAUUUAGUAUGAUGAUGAUUCUUCCGGAGUAAACCGUUAUUCCAUCUAAUUUUUGUGAACAUUUCAUUCUUCAUGUUAUCAUGAGUAACAAUUAAAUUUGAACCUGAUGAUGGUCAUGAGAAUUCAUCUAUAACUAUGUGGUUAAAUGGUACUCAUGGCAGUGUUCAAUUGUGUAAACUUUCAAAAAGUAAACCUGGAUCUUCUUUAGGUUUUACACUUUUGACCCAAUGUUACUCUUCCACUACAAUUUCUCCCUCAACUUAACCUGAUCCAGAAUGAUUCUAUUUUUAUGGAAUUUCCAAUCGCUUGGUUCACUCGAAUGUUUUACUGUGAUAAACUUCGGCAACUGUAACCGUCGAGACCCAUAAUGAACCGCUGGGUUCGACGAUUCUAUCCUUUGAUGGUGGCAACAAUUAGUUUAUCAUUUGUGUAUCUUUAUAGUAAAGUGACUCUCGAGAAGACGUCCAAUUUUGAUUAUGAAGAAACUUUUCUCUCAAAUAACUCAACUGGAUUAAGUGAAAGAAAAAAGAAAAUUAAACCUUUCAAAGUGAAAAAAAUCUUUCCACGAGCUGCUUAUAAAGUUGAUGAAGAUGAUCCAGACAGAAAUAAUCUUUCCAGGUUACUGGAUAUGGAUGAUUUUACUUUUAUCAAAAAUUGUCCCCUCAAAUGUUCACCAUCAAGCAACUUAUCAACACCAGAUUCAUCAUCAAAUGAAAUUAACCUAUUAGCGUUUGUUCAUUCUGCUCCAUUAAAUUUUGAUAAAAGACGCAUUAUCCGAUCAACUUGGGCUUCUCGUCAUGUUCAACAUCUUCUUGGAAUAAAGGUUAUCUUUCUUCUUGGUUUAACUAAUUCAUCGUCUUUACAGUCCUCAAUUGAUUCUGAAUCGAGUCAAUUUGGUGACCUGGUUCAAGGCAACUUUGCAGACACCUAUGCUAAUUUAACGUACAAACACUUGAUGGGCUACAAAUGGGUUUUAACCUUUUGCCGUGGCGCCAAAUUCGUCAUGAAGAUUGAUGAUGAUGCUUAUGUUGAUAUUUUUCGUGUUGUUGGCUUCCUCAAAUCAACCUUCCACUCGUCCAAUGGUCAACCACCAACAGGCAUAAUUAGCUGCUCCCUGUUUCCUGCUGGUAUUUCAGUUAAACGAAAAGGCAAAUGGAGGUUAUCUCAUAAUGAAUAUCCGUAUGAUGUUUUACCUGCUUAUUGCUCUGGCAUUGGUUAUUUUGUAACACCUGAUGUUAUCCAAGAUGUUUAUAAUAUUGCAACUUCCGUUAAACCCUUCAUUUGGAUUGAUGAUUUAUUCAUAACUGGAAUUUUACUUGCGCACUUGCCCAUUCGCCACCAACCAAUUAACUUUAAAUUUACUUAUGAUCCAAAUGAUUUGAGAAAAUGGUUAAAGUCAUCUUCAGAGAAACGACCUUCACCAUACAUUAUUGGUGAUAUUGGUGAUGUACCUGAUUGGGAACCUUUCAUGAUUAGACUGUGGGAAAAGACAAGUAAAUAUUUGCUCUCUUAAAUUGUUAAACAUCAAUCCAUUGAGUGGCCAUUCCAAGGGAAAAUCUCAAGCUUGUUACAUUGAAAAUGCAUUAAACAGCAUUGAAAACUCCAGAAGAUAACAAAGUUACAAGAGAAUGUCACAAUGAAAAGAAAACCUCAGAUUCCUGUCAAUGAAUUACCAUGUGAAUAUGAAUAUUGAUCGACCAUUCAAAAAGGUCAAAAGUCUCUUAUUCUCAUACAUGUUUCCUUGACCAAACAACUUUCCGAUUAUAGUUGUGAACAUUCCUACAAUAGAUUCAGAAAGGGAUGGAAAGAAAAAUGGACACAAAUAAAAUUCCAACAAAUGAUAUUUUUUGCCUUUUCGUGAUAUGUUAACACUGAUGUAUCUCCACGGACCAGUUAACCUCUUACACCCUGAAUUUUGGGCUAAUUUUUGCUAUUUACGUUGAAGAGGGAAAAAAAGUUCAUUCAAAGUCAUUAAUUUACAGACUAGACGACAGCUUCUCAAUGAGAUUAAAUCACAUUAAGAAAUGGUCUCUAUUGUGAAUCAAAUAUUUGGUUGAUAUUUCUUGUGCUCCAUUUCAAGACUUGUUUCAACCAGUGACAUUGUUUUUAAACAAUUGUUUCUGAUUCAAAACCUUGAAACAAAAGGCAAAAGACAAAACAAAUUCACAAGCUUUUGUUUGCUCGUUUUCACCAACUAAAUAAUGGAAAAGUAAUGGUUUCAUUAUCUGAAUGUGAUUAAUUUUAGCCGGUGAAUUAAGCUGUCUUUACAUCUUCACUCUACUAUUCUGGUAAAACUUGAUACUCACGCCAUCAUUAUCUCAACAUGAAUGGAUUCUUAAAUCUUUAUGUCAAAAUAGAUUGUUGAAAACUGUUGCCUGUUAUUGUUAAUUUUAAAAGAGUUGUAAUAUAAAGCCAGUGUUGAUGCUUUUUUAUCCAUCUCAUCAUUGAUAUAAAUACUUAUGAAUUGCUGUAAAACAAAUCGAUAUUUAUUUUUGAUUUAACAUUUCCAGUUGAAAUGGACACAAAACUGUAACAAUAUUUAAACAUAUUUAUACAAAGAAACUAAAUUUAUUGUAAACUAUUGUAUUUUCAAAAGAAACUUGUUUUUUCUCACAUA